UUAUCUUGCUGGGGAGGGAACUCGAAAGCAAAAAAGCAAACAACUUCUUCGAGUAGAAGUAGACUCAUGAAGACUUACUUUAAUAGGAUUGUGCUUGCCACUUUACUUCUGCUUUAAGAUUCCUCGGCAACCCAGAAACACAAACACAGGAGGGAAGACACUUCAAGAGUUGUCGUUAUUGUGGUUGAGUUAGAUCGUUAAUAAAAAUGGAGCAAGGCAUGCAGCUGAUUGAUGGAAAUGGCAAGUUCAACGUGGAUGGACUCAAAGACUUCAUGACAGCCACCGAGUUCGCGCAGUCCGGUCUCUCCUAUGCUAUUGUUGCCAUCAUUGGCUCACAGAGUAGCGGGAAAAGUACCCUAAUGAAUCAGACCUUCCAUACCAAUUUCGAGGAGAUGAAUGCAUACAGUGGAAGAGGCCAAACAACCAAGGGCAUUUGGAUUGCAAAGUGUAGUGAUAUUGACCCUUUUACGAUUGCCAUGGAUUUCGAGGGAACCGACAGCAAUCAAAGAGGCGAGGAUGACACAGCGUUUGAGAAACAAAGCACCCUAUUUGCCUUGGCAAUCGCUGACGUUGUUUUGAUAAACAUGUGGUACAAAGACAUUGGUCUGGAAAAUGCAGCCAGCAGACCCCUUUUAAAAACAGUUUUCCAGGUCAUGAAGCGUUUAUUCAAGCCCCGCAAAAAAACACUACUGUUCGUUCUACGUGAUCACUCAAAGACUCCACUUGAAUAUUUAGAGACUGCUCUCUUAGAAGAUAUUGAGAAGAUUUGGGUUGCAGUUGCUGAGCCUGAGACUCUCAGUAGUGCUCCUCUCAGAGAGUUUUUUAAUGUGGAGAUCACUGCUUUGCCUUACUAUGAAUUCCAAAAGGAGAAAUUUAAAGAGCAGGUUGCUCAACUGAGGCAGCGGUUUGUCCAUUCCAUUUAUCCAGGACGUCUUGUUGGUGACAGGCAGGAAGUUGAACCUGCCUCAGUGUUUCCUCUUCGUGCAGAAGAGAUUUGGAAAAUAAUAAAAGAAAACAAGGAUUUAGAUCUUCCUGCUGUCAAGGUCAUGGUUGCCACUGUUCGAUGUGAAGAGAUUGCUGAUGAGAAGAUCAAAUGCUUUACAUUCGAUGAGGAUUGGUUGCAAAUAAAGGAAGCUGUUCAAGCUGGUCCAGUAUCAGGGUUUGGAGGAGCUGUCAGUUCUAUUUUGGAAACCUAUCUUUCAGAAUAUGACAGGGAGGUAGUCUAUUUUGAUCAAGAAGUACGAAAUGAAAAACGGCGACAGUUGUUGUCAAAUGCGUUGAUGGUGAUACGCGAUGCCUAUGAUACCAUGCUGAUGCAUUUGUAUUCGAACACAGUUAAAAGUUUUAAAACUAGGCUGGAACAGUCACAGAAUGAAGGACAAGAAUAUGUUGUUGAUAUUCAUCUCUAUUCCCAAUCUUGCAUGGUCGAGUUUGAUCAAGGAUGUGAAGAUGCUGCCAUUCAACAGAGUGAGUGGAAUGCUUCAAAAUUCCGCGAAAAACUUAUUUGUGAUAUGUUGUCAGAAAUGAUGGCAAAGUACAAGAAACAAAUAACGCAUGCGCUUGCCAAAAGAGUAGAAUCCUUGUUGGAAUCUGGUGAAAGAGAUACAUGGGCAUCAAUAGGAAAUCUUUUUGAGUGCAACACUGAGGCUGCUGUAUCAGAGUUUUCAGAUGUUGUUGUUAGCUUCAAUUUGAACAGUUCUGAAAUCGACACUAAAUCGAAACAUUUGAGGGAGCAUGCCAGAAAUAUAUUGGAGACGAAGGCAAGAGAAGCAGCAGAUGCAUGGAGAGUUCUGAUGCGCAUGAAGGAUAGGUUUUCAAAGGACUUCAAUCAUGAUGAAAACUCAACUUCAUGGUAUAAUUUGACUCCGGAAAGAAACCUCGAUGAAAUUGAAAGGGACGCUCUCUCUGCGUCUUUGAGAAUACUAUCAAUCAUUGCGGCCAUCCGCUUCGAUGGAAUGCCUGAUCAGAUUGAGAAGGUACUCUAUUCCUCUCUUAUGGAUAGAAUUGUUCCUGAUCCAUCUUUGCAAAAUACGUUCAUGGGAGCUACACUGGACCCCCUUGCCUCAGACACAUGGGAAGAGGUUUCUCCAGAAGCUACCACUCUACUUAAACCAGAGGACUGCAAAUCAUUGUGGAUGAAUUUCAUAGAAGAGAUAGAGCCUAUGGUGACCGGAGCUAGAUCCCGCCAGGAUGGUCGCAGGAGAACUCGAAGCUAUGCUGCGGCUGCGGCUGCGGGGGUGGGGGUGGGGGUUGUGGUGGCGGGGCCUGUUGCAGUGGUAAAUGCAGCGAUGAUCUUCUUGAGAGCGUGGAGGUGGGGACAACAGUUAUAAUGACAAAUCCACACUUGGAUAGUUUAUAUUUGUGUGUCCAACGAUCCAUGCAACAUGUUAUGGUGAAACUUAUGAAAGAAGUUUGUUUGUAAUUUGAUAAGCGGUACUGGUAAAAAUAUCAUCAGUUUCUACAAAUGGUAAUCAACAAUGAUAAAAAUAUUUUUAGUUUCCACAAA
Molecule: messenger RNA, 2506 nt
Organism: Populus nigra (black poplar)
Lineage: Eukaryota; Viridiplantae; Streptophyta; Magnoliopsida; Malpighiales; Salicaceae
Product: protein ROOT HAIR DEFECTIVE 3 homolog 2-like
Exons: 20
Coding region: 207-2330 (707 amino acids)
Biological process (GO): endoplasmic reticulum membrane fusion
Cellular component (GO): endoplasmic reticulum
Molecular function (GO): GTPase activity; GTP binding
Source: RefSeq, a predicted model, not a curated record